GUUUCUCUUUUCUGAUUUCCGUACAACGAGAGCUUGCAGCGAAGUGAGGGGGCCAGCUAGCUAUCGUUUAUUGUGCUGGGAAUAGCCGGGCUGAGUCUAUCCAUUAUUGUGGAUGUAGCUAGUCACCUAUAUCCUGCUGUCUUGACACAUCGAGCUGGCUAACAAGCUAACCUUUACGUACAAGGGAGAUCAAAGUGCUAAUCUAGCUAAUUAUUUGACGUUGUUUUUUUUGGGGAUAAAUAUAUUAUUUUUGAUACCGCGGACCGGGCCUGAGUAACAUCGGAUGUGAUGUCCAGCUCCCCGCUGUCCAAGAAGCGUCGCGUGUCAGGAUCUGAGACCAAGACGGUGCCACACUGCUCUUCCUCUUCCUCCUCCUCCUCAUCCUCAUCCUCCUCUGUCAGAAGUCAACCGACCCACACUCCUGAGAACGGCAUGGCUAACAACGGGAAUGAAGCAGAGAUCGACGAAGGCCUGUACUCCCGGCAGCUCUAUGUGCUUGGCCACGAUGCCAUGAAGCGAAUGCAGAACUCCAACGUGCUGAUCUCAGGCCUCCGGGGGUUGGGCGUGGAGAUCGCCAAGAACGUGAUCCUGGCCGGGGUGAAGACCGUGACGGUCCACGACCAAGGCCUGGCGGAAUGGAGGGACCUCUCCUCACAGUUCUACCUGCGCGAGGAGGACCUGGGCCAGAACCGGGCUGAGGUGAGCCAGCGGCGCCUGGCCGAGCUCAACAGCUAUGUGCCUGUGAGCGCUCACACCGGGCCCCUCACCGACCACUUCCUGUCCACCUUCCAGGUUGUGGUUUUGACUAACUCCAGUCUGGAAGAACAGCUGCAUAUUGGAGAUAUGUGCCACAGCAAAGGCAUCAAGCUGGUCAUGGCAGACACGCGUGGCCUCUUUGGGCAGCUGUUCUGUGAUUUCGGGGACAUGGUCGUGUACGACACCAACGGCGAGCAGCCCCUCAGUACGAUGGUCUCCAUGGUGACCAAGGACAGCGCGGGCGUGGUGACGUGCCUGGACGAGGCUCGGCACGGGUUCGAGAGCGGAGACCAUGUGACUUUCAGCGAGGUCCAGGGCAUGACCGAGCUCAACGGCUGCAAGCCCAAAGAGAUCAAAGUUCUUGGUCCCUACACGUUCAGUAUCGGCGACACCAGCGACCUCUCGCAGUAUGUGAGAGGAGGCAUCGUCUCUCAGGUCAAGACGCCCAAGGACAUGAGCUUUAAAUCCUUGUCAGACUCCAUGUCCGCCCCUGAGUUUGUGAUGACGGACUUCGCCAAGUUUGAGCGGCCAGGCCAGCUGCACGUGGGGUUCCAGGCCCUGCACGCCUUCCAGAAGAAACACAGCCGUCUCCCUAAGCCCUGGAGCCAGGUGGAUGCUGAUGAGCUGCUGAGUCUGGCUAACGCAGUAAAUGCGGAGCAGUCAGACGGAGCCAAACUGGAGCAGCUGGAUGAGGGGUUGCUGAGGAAACUGGCGUACCUGGCGGCAGGUGACCUCGCGCCCGUCAACGCCUUCAUUGGGGGGCUGGCUGCACAGGAGGUGAUGAAGGCCUGUACAGGGAAGUUCAUGCCGAUGGUGCAGUGGCUGUAUUUCGAUGCUCUGGAGUGUCUGCCGGAGGCUGAGGGAGCCGUGCUGUCAGAGGAGGAGUGCGCCCCGAGGAACUGUCGCUACGACGGCCAGAUUGCCGUGUUCGGCACCAGGCUGCAGGACGAGCUGGCCAAGCAGAGAUACUUCCUGGUGGGAGCAGGUGCCAUUGGCUGUGAGCUGCUGAAGAACUUUGCCAUGAUUGGCUUGGCUGGCGGAGAGGGGGAGGUCAUCGUCACCGACAUGGACACCAUAGAGAAGUCCAACCUCAACCGGCAGUUCCUCUUCAGGCCCUGGGAUGUCACGAGGAUGAAGAGUGAAACAGCCGCGGCUGCAGUCCGGCAGAUGAACCCUUCCAUCCGGAUCACCGGCCACCAGAACCGCGUGGGACCCGACACAGAGAAAGUCUACGAUGACGAGUUUUUGGAGGGGCUGCAUGGUGUCGCCAAUGCUCUGGACAAUGUUGAUGCACGUAUGUACAUGGACCGCAGGUGUGUGUAUUACCGGAAGCCGCUGCUGGAGUCGGGCACGCUGGGCACGAAGGGGAACGUGCAGGUGGUCAUCCCCUUCCUCACAGAGUCCUACAGCUCCAGCCAGGACCCCCCAGAGAAGUCCAUCCCCAUCUGCACCCUCAAGAACUUCCCCAAUGCCAUCGAGCACACACUGCAGUGGGCUCGUGACGAGUUUGAGGGUCUGUUUAAGCAGCCAGCGGAGAACGCCAUGCAGUACCUGACAGACCCCAAGUUCAUGGAGCGCACCCUGAAGCUGCCGGGGGCGCAGCCUCUGGAGGUGCUGGAGGCCGUGCACCGCAGCCUGGUGGUGGAGAGGCCCAAGUCCUGGGCCGACUGCGUGGCCUGGGCCCGCAACCACUGGCAGUGCCAGUACAGCAACAACAUCCGCCAGCUGCUCCACAACUUCCCCUCCGACCAGCUCACCAGUUCUGGUGCCCCCUUCUGGUCAGGUCCCAAGAGAUGUCCCCAUCCUCUGGAGUUCAGCACCAGCAAUGACCUGCACAUGGACUACGUCCUGGCUGCAGCCAGCCUUUUCGCGCAGACGUAUGGCAUCGCCCCGUGCCCGGACCGCACCGCCCUCGCCCGGCUGCUGAACGAAGUGGAGGUUCCCGUCUUCACGCCCCGCUCCGGGGUCAAAAUCCACGUGUCCGACCAGGAGCUGCAGAGCGCCAACUCGUCCGUGGGUGAGCAGCUAUCGGCGUCGAGGAGCAAGGUUUCCCUUCUGAUCACAGACGACUCUCGUCUGGAGGAGCUGAAAUCCCAGCUGCCCAAUACUGAGGCCGCAACGCAGAUUAGGCUCUCCCCCGUCGAAUUUGAAAAGGACGAUGACACAAACUUCCACAUGGACUUCAUAGUGGCGGCGUCCAAUCUCCGAGCAGAGAACUAUGACAUCCCGCCUGCUGACCGUCACAAGAGCAAGCUGAUCGCGGGGAAGAUCAUCCCGGCCAUCGCCACGACGACGGCAGCGGUGGUGGGGCUGGUGUGCCUGGAGCUGCUGAAGCUGGUGCAGGGGCACCGGCGGCUGGAGUCCUACAAGAACGGCUUCAUGAACCUGGCUCUGCCCUUCUUCGCCUUCUCCGAGCCCAUCGCCGCCCCCAAACACAAGUAUUACGAGACCGAGUGGACGUUAUGGGACCGCUUUGAGGUGCGGGGCGUCCAGCCCAGCGGGGAGGAGAUGACACUCCGCCAGUUCCUGGAUUACUUUAAGAACGAGCAGAAGCUGGAGAUCACCAUGCUGUCGCAGGGCGUGUCCAUGCUGUACUCUUUCUUCAUGCCCGCGGCCAAGCUCAAAGAGAGACUGGAGAUGCCGAUGACUGAAAUCGUGACCAAAGUGUCCAAGAAGAAGUUGGGGAAGCACAUCGGCGCUCUGGUGUUUGAGCUGUGCUGUAACGACGACACGGACGAGGACGUGGAGGUGCCGUACGUCAGAUACACCAUCCGCUGAGGCCGGGCCGGGGCGG
Messenger RNA from Conger conger (European conger), 3550 nucleotides. Its product is annotated as ubiquitin-like modifier-activating enzyme 1. The transcript is spliced from 26 exons. The record is from RefSeq and is a predicted model, not a curated record. Lineage: Eukaryota; Metazoa; Chordata; Actinopteri; Anguilliformes; Congridae. Gene Ontology annotation, molecular function: ubiquitin activating enzyme activity. Gene Ontology annotation, biological process: ubiquitin-dependent protein catabolic process; protein ubiquitination; DNA damage response. Bases 289 to 3534 code for a protein of 1081 amino acids. Gene Ontology annotation, cellular component: cytoplasm; nucleus.